AUUAGAAACUAUUAAAAGUGAAUGAAAUUAAUAUUUUAAUAUUUGUUUUAUACGAUAUUUUUUUAAGUUGAUAAAACAUGGAACACGUAUCAGAAAUAAGAACACUUAUUUCAUACAUCGAACGUAAGCGAAAGCGUAAAUGAAUUAUACGUUGCCGAUAACCUAUUCUUAUGCAUAUAAUUAGUGAAUUUAAAAAAUAGAUUACUUAUAUGAAUGCAUUUCAUAAAGUUAUACUACUGUGAUCUAAGCUAAGACAAUUUUUGAGAAAUUUAAUGGUAUUCAUAAUAAAAUUUUAAUUAUCAUUACAUCACAAUAAGAUAAGAUGAAGUGUAACAUAUUUCGUAUUACAAAUGUACAAUUUGUACAGAAAAGGUUUUUUAAAAAGCUUCAAGUGAGAGUUAGAUUUGCUCCUAGUCCAACUGGAUUUUUACAUAUAGGAAGUUUACGAACUGCAUUAUACAACUAUUUAUUUGCUCGUGCUAAUGAUGGUUCAUUUAUUUUACGAAUCGAAGAUACGGAUCAAUCUAGGUGCAUACCUGGAGCAAUAGAAAAAAUUGAGAAUGAUUUAUUAUGGGCUGGAAUUAUACCUGAUGAGGACCCACUAAGAGGUGGACCAGUUGGCCCAUAUUUACAAUCAAAACGACUUGAAAUAUACCAGGAACAUGUACUUAAACUUAUAAAUAAUCAGUCUGCGUAUUACUGUUUUUGCACAGAAAAUAGAUUACAGUUAUUAAAAAGAGAAGCUUUAAAAUGUGGACAAGUGCCUAAAUAUGAUAAUAGAUGUCGACAUUUAAGUGAUGAUGAAGUGAAACAAAAACUUAAGAAAGGAGAUCCCUAUUGUAUUAGAUUUAAGUUGUCUUCUGAGAUAGAAUGUUUUGAUGAUAUAAUAUAUGGUAAAAUAGAACAUGAUAUAGGAAGUAGAGAAGGAGAUCCAAUUAUUAUUAAAGGAGAUGGUUAUCCAACUUAUCAUUUUGCAAAUGUUGUUGAUGAUCAUUUAAUGGGAAUAUCUCAUGUCUUACGAGGAAUUGAGUGGCAGGUGUCUACACCUAAGCACAUAAUGAUGUAUAAAGCAUUUAAUUGGACCCCUCCUGUAUAUGGACAUUUACCACUAAUAUUAAACCCGAACGGAACAAAACUAUCAAAAAGACAAAAUGAUAUAAACAUUGAAUACUUCAGAAAAGAAGGAAUCUUUCCAUUAGCACUUCUAAAUUAUGUUAUUCAUGCAGGUGGUGGUUUUGAUAACAGGGGUGGAGCUCAUUAUAUUAAUAGUUAUGAAGAAUUAAUUAAACAAUUUAAUAUUUCUAAAAUAAAAGUAGCUUCUAAUAAACUUUCACCACCGAAAUUAUUAGAAUUUAAUAAGAUAGAAAUGUCAAAAUUAUUAGCAAAUGAAAAGAAUAAUAAAUUUUUAGUUGAAAGAGUUAGAAAUCUUGUUAUGGAGGCGUAUUCAGAAAGAAAAAUUGAUGGAAGUUUGCAUUUAGAUGAUCAUCAUAUAAUUACAAUAUUAAAAUGGGCACAAACUAGAAUAUCUAAGUUGAGUGAUUUAAUAUCUCCAGAAAUGAGCUUUAUAUGGAUCAUUCCAGCUACAUCUGAAGAUAAAGUUCAUUCCGAGUACUCAGAUGCGUUCAAAAUAUUAAAUAACAAAUUGCUGGAAAUUGACACUGAACAUUUUCACAAGUCAUGGAUGAACAGUUACUUAAAACAAUUUGCUGCUGAACAUAGCAUUCCAUAUGCAACAUUUAUGAAACAUCUGCGUUUUAUCCUUAGUGGUUUAAAAGAAGGUCCGCCAGUUGCUGAGAUGAUUGAAAUUUUAGGAAAAGAUACUACAUUGUUCAGAAUAAAUCACUAUAUUUCCUGAAAUUGAAUAUAUGAUUCAGUCAAUUUGCAUAACGUCACACAGUGAACGUUUUCAGUAGAAUAAAAAGCUUAGAUAUCUAGUCAGUUUUUUAACGAAAUUGAUGGAACAUCUAUCUCAUUGUAUAAGUUUAAAACCAUCAAACAAGUAUUUAAUUUUACCUAUCCUAUGUAUAUAUAAAGUAAAACACGUUAAAUACUAUAAAUUUGGUUUUAAAACUAUUAUUAAAUAUAUAAAUGUUUUUAUUAUUAAUGGAAUUUUUCAUUUGUUUAGCACAAAUAAUUUGUCAUUUACGUGGUGUACAUAUUUUUUAAAACAAUUUAGGUAUUUAAUAUAAUUCCAAUAUUUAAAUAACUUCUGACAAUAAAAACAGUAGAAAUAUUUAUUAAACAGUAGUGAAUAAAUAAAAGACAUUGUAUAAAUACAGUUUCUACUACUACGCUUUUAUUAUAUAAUUACAGUUUUAACUAUUUUAAACAAGAAUAGUUGUUUUUACAAUGUAGAAUCUACAUAAUUAAAAGACGUAGUUGCACUUAUUAGAGCUGUUUUACGAAACAUGUUCAGCUUAUGUAACUAAUAUUAGAUUUAUAACGUUUAGUUUAAUGAUUCUGAGAAAGACAUUGUUAAAAUGUAUUUUUGGAGCUGUAUUACUUACAUGUAGAAUUAAAUAAU
Messenger RNA from Megachile rotundata (alfalfa leafcutting bee), 2524 nucleotides. RefSeq names its product putative glutamate--tRNA ligase, mitochondrial (gene GluRS-m). Gene Ontology annotation, biological process: glutamyl-tRNA aminoacylation. Gene Ontology annotation, molecular function: ATP binding; tRNA binding; glutamate-tRNA ligase activity. Gene Ontology annotation, cellular component: mitochondrion. The record is from RefSeq and is a predicted model, not a curated record. NCBI's taxonomy places the organism in Eukaryota, Metazoa, Arthropoda, Insecta, Hymenoptera, Megachilidae.